AUGGUAUCAGAGCUUGGUCUCUUAUCCAAGUCUCAAUCGACAAGUGCAGAUGAAGCCCGUCAAAAAGAUAAUCAGAAGAAAGAUGCUAAAGCCUUGUUCUUUAUUCAACAGGCAAUAGAUGAGACCAUCUUCCCUAGAAUUGCUGCAGCAGUCACAUCAAAGGAAGCUUGGGAUAUUCUCAAGACUGAAUACCAAGGAUCAGCCAAAGUUAUUACAGUCAAAUUGCAAUCCUUGAGAAGACAGUUCGAGACUUUAAACAUGAAGCCAAAUGAAGCAGUAAAAGAAUAUCUAGCAAAAGCAGCAUCCAUAGUGACACAGAUGCGUGCCUAUGGAGACAAGAUUUCUGAUGAAAUUAUGGUCGCCAAAGUUCUCAGGAGUUUACCAGUCAAGUUCGAUCACGUGGUGGCAGCAAUCGAAGAAUCAAAGGACUUGAAGACUUUUACCUUUGAUGAGUUAAUGGGGUCACUACAAGCGCAUGAGGCAAGAAUCAACAUGAACCACACACAAGAAGAAGAACAAGCCUUUCAGAUCCAAGGGGAGCAAAACAGAUUUUCUGGCGGUAGAGGAAGAGUAAGAACAUCAUCAUUUCGAGGCCGUGGACGAGGCAGAUCACGGGGAGCAGUGGUUCGAUGUGACCACUGUGGAAAGCUUGGUCAUAAGGAAGAAGAUUGGUGGGCAAAGCAAGGUCAAGCAAAAUAUACGGAAGAAGAGUAUGUUGAACGAGAUGAAUGUCUAUUCAUGACCUACGGAAACCAAGCUAGCCGAAAGAAGGAGAUAUGGUACAUAGACAGCGCAUGUUCAAAUCAUAUAACAGGUACACGUGAAAAAUUCAAGAAUUUGGAUGAAUCAGAAAAAUCCCGUGUGAAACUUGGUGAUGAUAAAGUUGUAACCAUCAAAGGAACGGGAACUGUCACUAUAAGCAUAGAAGGAAAAGACAAACUCAUCAAGGAUGUACACUUUGCUCCAGGUCUCGCUCACAACCUGAUAAGUGUGGGAUAG
This is a messenger RNA of Lactuca sativa (garden lettuce), 999 nucleotides long. The record is from RefSeq and is a predicted model, not a curated record. NCBI's taxonomy places the organism in Eukaryota, Viridiplantae, Streptophyta, Magnoliopsida, Asterales, Asteraceae.